GCGACGGCUGAAGAAGAGACCGGAAGAGGCAAGCGGCGAAGAAGCAGCCGGACGGCGCGGGCUCCUCCACAGUCGACAUGGGGGGAGGCGACCUGAACCUCAAGAAAAGCUGGCAUCCACAAACCUUGCGCAAUGUGGAGAAAGUUUGGAAGGCAGAACAGAAGCAUGAAGCCGAACGGAAGAAAAUCGAGGAGCUGCAGCGGGAGUUACAUGAAGAACGAGCGCGGGAGGAAAUGCAGCGCUAUGCGGAGGACGUGGGGGCCGUCAAGAAAAAAGAUGAGAAGUUGGAGUGGAUGUACCAAGGACCAGGAGGCAUGGUGAACAGAGAUGAAUACCUUAUGGGCCGCCCAGUUGACAAAUAUGUCUUUGAGACCAUGGAGGACAAGGAAACAGGCUGUUCUUCUGAGACCGGUCUUCUGCCAGGCUCCAUCUUUGCCCCUGCAGGUGCCAACUCUGCUUUGGAUAUGGCCAGCAAGAUCCGAGAAGACCCGCUGUUCAUGAUAAGGAAGAGGGAGGAAGAGAAGAAGCGUGAAGUUCUGAACAACCCUGUAAAAAUGAAGAAGAUCAAAGAACUGUUGCAAAGCAGUUUGGAGAAGAAGAAGAAAAAGAAGAAGAAAGAUAAGAAGAAAAAGCACAAGAAACACAAGCAUCACAGCCCCAGCAGCAGCGAAGACGAACAGGCGAAAGCCAAGUCACGGGAGAAAACGGACCGCUUUUCCUCGGAGCCCCUUCACCCCAAAAUACCCGGGUAUGGCUUGCAGAUCCAAAACGCCGGCCGCGAAAGCACAUCUGGCCACAAGGUCCAACAGAAUUCUGGGUCGAAGAGCCGUGGCCUGUCACCAGAGAGGACGUCUGGCAAGAAGAGCGCUUACGAGGCGGAGCUGAGCAGCCGCAGGAGGUCAAGGUCGCCUAGGCACAAUAAACACCACAACAUCAAGGAACAGAAGGCAAAAAGGAGUCCUUCGCCGAAGCAAGAAGUCUAUAGAAGACCACAGACCUCAAGGAGAAAACUCUCCGCAGAAGAGCUGGAGAGAAAACGUCGAGAAAUGAUGGACAAUGCCAAGUGGCGGGAAGAGGAGAGAGCGAAGAACGUGAACAGACACAGAAAAGAAGAGGAGCGAGAGCUCACACGGGAUAAACUUGACAACGGCAAUGGGAAGUUCAUACACCACAUAAAGCUUGAGAGUGCGUCAACUUCUUCCCUUGAAGACAGGGUCAAGAGGAACAUUCACUCCAUCCAAAGGACAGCGGCAGCCCUGGAAAAAAACUUCAUGCAGAGAUGAGACUUGCUUCUGUCUUCCUUCACCGGACCACUGGACCAGAUAGGGAAGCCUUCGUAUAAACUCCACAGCUCAGGCCAGCUGUCCUCUCACUGUGUGAGAGGGCUUAUACCUGGGUAUUAUGAGGAAGACGUUAUCUUUGAUGCUUUGCUAUAAGGGCCGUUUUUUCCAAACUAGGAUGUCGUAAAGGCCUGUUGGGUCCCAACUUUUGGAAGAGUUUGAUGUACUCCUGGCAAGGCUUUUGGAUGGUUGGCCCUGGCUUGAAGCUCCAUAGAGCUAUAACAUUUAGGCUAGAGGGUAUCAGCUAGAGGAGAUUUGCAUCCACAGUGAAUGGAACAGAAAGAAAGAAGAGGUGGUCCUUUCGCUUCUGAUUAUGUCCUCGCUUCUUAUAAGGAGCACAGCUGCCAGAACCACGUGUAUUUUAUUGGCUGAUCAUAAUUCCUUUUCAGUUUCUUAAAUAACUUGAUAUUAUUGAGCAUUUGACCCAUUCAAAUUGGCUUAUGUUUCUGUUUGGUUGAGUUAUUCUCCCCCACCCUCAAGACUGGUGUUCUAUCCAGUCCAUUUUUAAAACAACUUUUAAAUAAGAUUUUGAGCUGGGUACCGUAGAGACAGGGGUGCCUUUCAUAAAACGAGGCUUUAUUUUACUUAAAGCGUUUUAAUGGAGACAGAUGCACUUUCUGAAGUGGUCAAGCUUAGCUUACUGAAGAAUAGACAAAAAGUAACACCUGACCUAAUGGGACAGCCGUCUUUGUGUAGUCUGUGAUGUGUAAAUGCUGAUCUUUGUAUACAAUCCAGCUGGAAUAAUAGAUAUAGUUUCUCUUAA
Molecule: messenger RNA, 2103 nt
Organism: Podarcis raffonei (Aeolian wall lizard)
Lineage: Eukaryota; Metazoa; Chordata; Lepidosauria; Squamata; Lacertidae
Gene: CWC25
Product: CWC25 spliceosome associated protein homolog
Exons: 10
Coding region: 78-1283 (401 amino acids)
Biological process (GO): mRNA splicing, via spliceosome
Cellular component (GO): U2-type spliceosomal complex
Source: RefSeq, a predicted model, not a curated record